AUGAAUUUAGAAUUAUUACCCAAUGAAAUCUUUCUUGAUAUAUUCGAUUAUUUCGAUGGUACUGAUCUUCUUCGUGCAUUUUAUGGUCUCAAUUCCCAUUUGAAUUAUCUUCUUUAUAAACAAUUUCGAUGGUAUCGUUUCAAAUUUCGGUCUGUAUCAAAACGUAACUUCGAUAUGAUAUGCCAACAAUAUUUUCCAUUUAUUACUGAUAGAGUUAUUAGUCUUCAUUUGUUUAAUAGUGAUGACACUCCAGAACAAUUGAAUCUAUUCUCUUCUUACAUACCAUCAUUCAGUCAAUUCACUCAUUUACAAUUGUUAGAACUAUUCAACAUUGAUUCAUAUAAGAGAUUGUUGAAAGUUCUAAACGAAUGUCGUCAUCUCAAUAAUCUUACUCAUUUAAAACUUCAUUCUUGUUCUUUUGGAAAUGAUCAAGUUGAUUUUCAAUCAAUUGUUAAUCAUAUUUGGAGCUUACCAAAACUGACCAAUUGUUAUUUUGGCAUUACUGUCAAAAAUCAACGGCGUUUCUGUGUUCCAACAAUUAUUUCCUCAUCACUUGAAUGCAUAACUUUAUUUCUCAGUGAACUGACAAUGAAUCAGAUAAAUCGCUUGUUUGAAUACACACCUCGUUUAAAACGUCUUUUGAAAUGUGAUUUGGCUCGAAUUAAUGAUAAUUAUAAAGCAUCUUCACUACCAAAACUGAUUCAUUUGGAUAUCAGUUUUUAUUCAGAUGAUGUUUCAAAAUUAAUUCUCUUUUUACAGAAUAUUCCUAAUUUACGUCAUUUGAAUAUCGACAUAUUCACUAAACUAAUUGAUGGUCAUCAAUGGGAACAAAUUAUUCGGAAUUAUUUGCCCAAACUUAAAACAUUUAAACUCAAAUUGAAACCCAUGGUGUAA
This is a messenger RNA of Rotaria sp. Silwood1, 894 nucleotides long. NCBI's taxonomy places the organism in Eukaryota, Metazoa, Rotifera, Eurotatoria, Philodinida, Philodinidae. The record is from the annotation of a GenBank genome assembly.